GAUGCGUCUUACGUCAGAUCAUCGGUGGCGAAACUGCUCGGGCUAGCCGUGGUUGGGACGGGGACGUUUGCCUGCAUGGGAUUUCAAGAAAGAGGUGAGGAGCCACGUGAGUACCAGAAAGUGCAAAUGCUACUCAAGAGUCGUCAUGGCGGAGACCCUCAUGAGUUCGAAUUUUGGAAGACUGACCGUCUGUGCUCUCAACCCACCCCCGCUCGGCCACCUUCAGUGCUCUUUGAACCGCGCCUGCUGCUGGCGGACGACUUCGCGGGUGGUCCUGUGGAUGUGCUGAUUGGAGCGGACCAACUCUACAGUGUCUUGCUGUGGAACCAGAUCUCGCUGGCGACGAAUCUCCGGGCCAUAGAGACCGUGUUUGGCUACGUCAUUCACGGACAAGAGGGCGGUACCGUCAACCCACAGCCUGUCCGCUAUGCCUACCGAUGCUGUCGCCAGAUGGGGAAUGUCGAACAGAUGUGGACCUUGGACUCAGUCGGGCUCACUGACCCGGUGUUGAAGGAGACCUCAAGCUCUAAGCCGACAUGGAACGAGGAGGACCACCGGUACGAGAUGGGCCUGUUGUGGACUUCCGAUGAGCGCCCUGUCAGUAACCAGCAUGCUACGUCUAUCCGCACCAGGCGCAUGGAAAGCAGACUAGAUCCAGCUCAACAUUCGGAAUAUGGCUCUCACAUCGACAGUUUGCUGCAGAGCUCCGUCAUCGAGACCUCUUCAAAAGAAGACGAUCUCCACUCACCUGGCGAAAUACCGCGCCUCAGAACCAGAGCUUUGUGAAAAGUUGGAAGCUGGCCUGUACAUGGAUGAUGUCUGUACCACCUUCGCCACCAGAGCAGAGGCUGAUCAGAACGUGAAGAAGACGGCAGACAUCUUCUCAGAAGCAGGCAUGAACCUCCACAAGCUGCGAACCUCUGGUGACAGUUCACCCGAUGCACAAGUGCUAGGAUUGCUGUGGAGUACCAGCACAGACAGCCUCGCAGUCUGCGUGCCCAUCAUGGACUGCCCAGCCACCAAACGGCAGCUGUUAGCGGCGGUGUCGAAGCCGUUCGACCCUUUAGGCGUGUUAUCACCAUGGCUCGUCGUCGGCAGAGUUUUAUUUCAGAGAACUUGGAAGGAGACAAAGGCAGCCGAGUGGGACGCCAGUCUUCCACAGGUACUUCAGGAGGAAGUGAGAAUAUGGUGUCGCGACACGGCGAACCGAUUCGUGAGAUUUCCUCGCGCUGCUCUGAGCUCCACGGGUGAUCCAGCAUUCCACGUGUUCUGCGAUGCAUCGAGGAGAGCGUGUUGCUGUGCCGUAUACGUUGUAGAGGGAAGCAAAUCACAUCUUCUGAUGGCAAAGGUCCGACUGGCUCCUAUCGACCCCGCCCUUACCAUACCUAGGCUCGAGCUGAUGGCAGCUGUGCUCGGCUGUCGACUCAUGGAUUUUGUCAAGCAGACUCUCCAC
Molecule: messenger RNA, 1453 nt
Organism: Pollicipes pollicipes
Lineage: Eukaryota; Metazoa; Arthropoda; Thecostraca; Pollicipedomorpha; Pollicipedidae
Exons: 2
Coding region: 76-786 (236 amino acids)
Source: RefSeq, a predicted model, not a curated record